Fusarium odoratissimum NRRL 54006 is the source of this 2445-nucleotide messenger RNA. RefSeq names its product AUR protein kinase. The record is from RefSeq and is a predicted model, not a curated record. The coding region runs from base 753 to 1940 and encodes 395 amino acids. Gene Ontology annotation, cellular component: chromosome passenger complex; spindle microtubule; spindle pole centrosome. NCBI's taxonomy places the organism in Eukaryota, Fungi, Ascomycota, Sordariomycetes, Hypocreales, Nectriaceae. Gene Ontology annotation, molecular function: protein kinase activity; ATP binding. Gene Ontology annotation, biological process: mitotic spindle organization; regulation of cytokinesis; protein phosphorylation. The transcript has 4 exons.
CGAUCACCUUGGUACUGGAUGAAGCGAGUGGCUUUGAUAAUGGAUACCAAUUAUGCUAACAAGUUGUGUUGCUUGUCGAGUGAGUAUCUGGUGAUAUACCCCGUAUAAGUCGUCUCAUUCCCCCAAGACGAAACUCAUAGAUAUCUCCUUAUAGGUCGAUUUUUUCACGUUUAUCAUCUCUCAAAAAGUGAGUGUCUAACUAAAUUUUCGUUCAAUGUUGCGUGAAUGGAAGGCGAAGAUAGCACUGACUCUAUCUGUCGAUAGAUACAUCGACACCUCAGACUCGUGAGCUCAGUCGUUGCAUUAACGACCGGCGAGACAAUGACUGAAGAAACCUUGACUACCUACCUCACGUAGGGGCACUUCUUGCACGUAUGCAAGAACGAACAAAUGAUCGAAAUGGCAAUGAUCGGCCUGGAAUUUUGAGUGAGGGUGCAAGAGAGAUCUCACUGCCGGGGUGUUGAAGUCGGUCCUUAAAACCAAUGACCAGCAAUCACCAGCCUGGCAAAGCUCUUGUCUCGAUACAGCUCAGUAACUGCAUGAUCUGAAUAUUUCAUAAAAAAGGCAAUUGUGCAAUAACCUUCAGCUUCUGUGGUGGUCCGAUCUCAAGCUCGCCCCAGAUUUCUAGCAGCCCCCGGCAUCAGUUGCUCGGCAACCAGAUGUUUAUACUAGCCGGUUUCUAACCCCAGCCAACGACCUGACUGACCGCAUCGGAACCGUUCAAAAAGCCCAUCCCGCCCUUGCUCUCAAUAAUGGCUACCCGUACAAUUGAGGCGCGCUUCGAGCGCAUGUCCGUCAACGAUGAGAAUGAUCCCCUUGGCGACGGCUCUAAGCUCUACAGCAAGACAAAGACUAUGGUCUCAUCUACCACAUCACAAAGUAUACAUGGAGCCUCUCGACCCAACCUCUUCAAAGUCGCCCUCCAGUCGCAAAGCAGCAAUACCAACGCCGCUGUGAUGCUGCCAUCUCAGGCUGCUCAACGAAAAGUCAACAACGCGCCUCCAUCUCCUACAAGAAAAGCACUUCCAUCUUCCUCAAGGACGUCGGAUGAAGCUCAAGAUGAACGAAAAUCAGUCACACUGCCAGAGCAAAUCAGCGUCCCUAAGCAGUUCCACCUCGGCAUGUUCGAGAUUGGUCGGCCUCUAGGCAAGGGCAAGUUUGGACGAGUGUACCUUGCUCGAGAAAGAACAACUGGCUUCAUCUGCGCCCUCAAGGUCCUCCACAAGAAUGAAUUGCAAGCAGGUCGUGUUGAGAAGCAGGUUCGCCGAGAGAUCGAGAUUCAAAGCAACCUGAGACACCCCAACAUUCUUCAACUCUACGGCCACUUCCACGAUAGCAAGCGAGUAUUUUUGAUUCUCGAAUUCGCUGGCAAGGGUGAACUGUACAAACACCUCCGAAAAGAGAGCCGGUUCCCCGAGUGGAAGGCAGCCCAGUACAUCGCCCAGAUGGCAUCGGCAUUGCGAUACCUGCAUCGAAAGCAUGUCAUCCAUCGGGACAUCAAGCCUGAGAACAUCUUGGUUGGCAUCCAUGGUGAGAUCAAAAUCUCAGAUUUCGGAUGGAGUGUGCACGCUCCCAACAACCGAAGGAAGACCAUGUGUGGUACUCUUGACUACCUCCCUCCUGAGAUGAUCAAGCCCGGUACCUCUGACAACUUUUACAACGAGAAGGUUGACCUGUGGAGUUUGGGCGUCCUGACGUAUGAGUUCCUCGUGGGUGAAGCGCCCUUCGAGGAUACGCCAGUGAUGACUCAACGAAGGAUUGCUCGUGCUGACAUGUCGAUUCCUUCAUGGGUCAGUCCUGAGGCUACUGACCUCAUCAAGAAGCUCCUGGUGUUGGACCCUGAGAAGCGAAUUCCUCUUGAGCAGAUUCAGCAACACCCCUGGAUCAUCAAGCACUGCGUCAAGGGUGAGCGUGCUUCUAACCGCGAGAAGGGGCAAUAAUGAUAUAACGACAAAUAAUAUGAAUGGAUAACGGUUGAAAGGCGUUUAUCGGCAAUUGAUUGACUGAUUUUCUAAUAGUCAAGGACGGAACCUGACCGUUUGCAUCAGCCGGAGUACGGGAUUUUCUUUUGUGGCGUCAUUCCAACAAUCAUUAAAACGAAUACAAGAAUUGCUCCAGCGUGUUCAAGGGUAUCAUUGAUAGUAUUGUGGUAUACAGCAGAAAGGCAUCAUACAUUUCAUUAAAGGCGCCUCUCGCCCGUCUUAGAUAUCGUACACAUUUUCAUAUGGAGGGCAGACUGCUAGCAAUCAUCGAUAAACCUCAUCGAAUGGCCGCGUGUCUGCGAAGCAAGAAUCCCAAACCUGGUUGACAACCUUGGUUGCUUGGACGUCGUCCUUGCAUGUGGAUCUGGCCGUGACGGAAUCAAUGGCUCGUCUGCGGACGCAAUUUUGGAAUUGCUGCGUCAAUCUCCAAUUGCCUCGAACAAAGGCCUCUUUUGUCCAUCUG